Molecule: messenger RNA, 297 nt
Organism: Malania oleifera
Lineage: Eukaryota; Viridiplantae; Streptophyta; Magnoliopsida; Santalales; Ximeniaceae
Product: SKP1-like protein 1
Exons: 2
Coding region: 1-297 (98 amino acids)
Biological process (GO): SCF-dependent proteasomal ubiquitin-dependent protein catabolic process
Cellular component (GO): nucleus; cytoplasm
Molecular function (GO): cullin family protein binding
Source: RefSeq, a predicted model, not a curated record
AUGACGAUCACCCUAAAGACCUCCGACGGCGAAAUCUUCGAGAUGGAGGAGGCUGCGGCGAUGCAGGCGGGCACGAUCGAGCUCCUGAUCGAGGACGACUGCGCCGGUGACGUCAUCCCAUCCACAACGUCACCGCCGCCCCCCUCUCCAGGGUUCUCGAGUACUCCAAGAGUUUCACAACAGCACGCCGCCGCCGACGACAACGACGAUCUGAAGUCCUGGGUCGCCGGCUUCCUCAAGGUCGAUCUAGACGCCCUGAUCGAUCUGCUCAUGUUUAGUAUCGUAUCUCUUCUCUAG